AAACAGAGUCUCAUAAGACAUAAACGAAUCCAUACAGGUGAGAAACUGUAUGCAUGUGAUCAAUGCGGUGAGGCAUUUAAAUUAGAACAUCAUCUCACUAGACAUAAACAAAUCCAUACCGGUGAAAGGCCCUAUGUAUGCGAUCAAUGUGGUAAGGGAUUAAGUCUAUCUUAUGAUCUCACAAGACAUAAACUAAUCCAUACCGGUGAAAGGCCCUAUGUAUGCGAUCAAUGUGGUAAGGGAUUUAAAUUAGAACAUCAUCUCAUAGAACAUAAACGGAUCCAUACAGGUGAAAAGCCCUUUGUAUGUGAUAAAUGUAGUAAAGCAUUUAGUCAAUCUGGUGAUCUCACGAGACAUAAACGAAUCCAUACCGGUGAGAAGCCCUGUGUGUGUGAUCAAUGUGGCAAGGCAUUUACUCGAUUAAACGCUCUCACUAUACAUAAACGAAUCCAUACUGGUGAGAAACCGUAUGUAUGUGAUCAAUGUGGUAAGGUGUUUAAAUUAGAACAUAAUCUCACUAGACAUAAACAAAUCCAUGCAGUUGAGAAACCUUAUGUAUGCGAUCAAUGUGGUAAGGGAUUUAAAUUAGAACAUCAUCUCAUAGAACAUAAACGGAUCCAUACAGGGGAAAAGCCCUUUGUAUGUGAUAAAUGUAGUAAAGCAUUUAGUAAAUCUAAUGGUCUCACAAGACAUAAACUAAUCCAUACCGUUGAGAAGCCCUAUGUGUGUGAUCAAUGUGAUAGGGCAUUUAGAUACAAAUGGAAUCUCAGAAGUCAUGAGCAUAUCCAUAUAGGUGACAAGCCCUAUGUAUGUGAUCCAUGUGGAAGGGCAUUUACGAGAUCUUAUGAUCUAACAGCACAUAAACUUAUCCAUACAGGUGAAAAUCUUUAUGUAUGUGAUCAAUGUGGUAAGGCAUAUGCUCGACAAUCUAAUCUCACAGCACAUAAACGAAUCCAUACAGGUGAGAAACCUUAUGUAUGUGAUCAAUGUGGUAAGGCAUUUAAUAAAAAACAGAGUCUCAUAAGACAUAAACAAAUCCAUACCGGUGAAAGGCCCUAUGCAUGUGAUCAAUGUGGUAAGGCAUUUAAAUCAGAACAUCAUCUCACAGAACAUAAACGGAUCCAUACCGGUGAGAAGCCGUAUGUAUGUGAUCAAUGUAGUAAAGCAUUUACUCGAUUAAGCCAUCUCACUAGACAUAAGCAAAUCCAUACAGGGGAGAAACCGUACGUAUGUCAUUAUUGUUAUAAGGCAUUUACUCAAUAUAGUAAUCUCGCAAAACAUAAACAAAUCCAUACAACGGGAGACGCCCUAGGUAUGUGAUCAAUGUGGUAAAAUAAUCCAAUCGACC
Messenger RNA from Lytechinus pictus (painted urchin), 1348 nucleotides. RefSeq names its product zinc finger protein 93-like. Lineage: Eukaryota; Metazoa; Echinodermata; Echinoidea; Temnopleuroida; Toxopneustidae. Gene Ontology annotation, cellular component: nucleus. The annotation marks the transcript as partial. The transcript has a single exon. The record is from RefSeq and is a predicted model, not a curated record. Gene Ontology annotation, molecular function: DNA-binding transcription factor activity, RNA polymerase II-specific; RNA polymerase II transcription regulatory region sequence-specific DNA binding. Gene Ontology annotation, biological process: regulation of transcription by RNA polymerase II.